CCUCUUCCUUUUUCACAGCUGCUCUUUUUCUUCACUCAGCUUUUGAAGUGCAUCUCAGAUGGCUAAUCUGUGUUGGAUAUUUUAUUUCAUGGAUUUUUGACCCCUGGCUUUCUAUAAAUUCAUUUUCUUCUGUGCUAAUUGCUCAUUCAGCUGUCCACUCAGAUGAUUAAUACCCAUUGUGUGCAGCCAUUGUCUUGAAAAGUUUGAGGUGGGCUGGCUGCAGUGAUGUCCAGAUCCAAAAAAUCAGCCUCAAGGUCUCGGAGCCGUUCAAGAUCCCGGUCAAGAUCUCGCUCUACCUCACGCUCCAGAAGUUGCUCCAGGUCUCGGUCCAGGAAGCAUCGUUACAGCUCUAGGUCUCGGUCACGGUCAAGAUCUCAUUCUCCAUCUUAUAACCGGCCAAAGAAAUAUCCAAGAGGACACCAAAACAACCGGGAGUUCCGGGGCUACCACCGCGGCUUCCGGAGGCCGUACAACUUCAGGGGCCGAGGGCGGGGCUACUUCCCACGUGGGCGGUACCAGCGUGGUGGUGGGGGUGGUGGCGGCUACAACAAUAACAACUUCCGCCCCAACUGGAAGAAUUACAAGCAGUACCCUCAAAAGCAGCAACAACAGCAGCAGCAGCAAAACCAUUCGCGAGGACGAUUGCACAGCCCCCAGAAAUGCUCAGGAAGCCCCCCUCACGGUCACUCUCAACACUCCGACCGAUCCUCCUCGCCAUUAUCCAGACACUCUCAGCAUUCUUCCUCCUCCUCACACUCAUCCUCUCCCAAAUGCAGGCCAGCCUUGUUGCUGGCUAAUCAGAACUCCAAAGAUGUAAAAGACGAGCAGUCAGCCUCAAAGGAGGUCCAAAAGGGAGGAGGGGGAGAUGGGGAGCCAGUGGAGCUCGUCAGGGAGUCGGCGGGAGAUGCCAAAGAAGGCGCAGACUGUGGGAGAACUGAGGGGAAGUGGCAGGGCCUGACAGACUGCAGCAGCAGUCCAAAGAGAACCAGUCCUCUGGCAAAUUCUGCUGUUAUUGUUGGUCAGAGCAGCCAAACUACAAACCAGUCCCGUCCCUCCCCUAAAAACACAAAUGAAAUCAGCAAUGGCACCCCCUCCUGGCAGAUGGGGUGUAGUUCAUCCUCCGCAAAAAAAUCCUCACACGAGCGUCUAAAUCCAAUGCUUUCCAGCUUUGACUUCUUCUCCAAUGAGGAAUACCUGGAUGGAGAUAAAACAGCAAUCUCCAUUGCCUUCAGAAAGUUUCUGGAGGAGCAAAAUAAAAAAACUACAUCUGCUUGGGAAAAUGGCAAGAACACAGAGGCAAAUGAUGUGGAUAUGGAGCAGGGUAAAGUAAAUGGCAAAGCAUCAGCAGUUAAUGCUGAUUCAGUGUCAAGGAAGUACAAAGACGACAUUGACGGUGAAGUGUCUCUGAACAGCUUUUUGAAAGCUUCUCCUUUUCUGUCUGCUGAUGGGGAGGAAGAGGAGGAGAUGAUCAUCAAGCCUCAUUCAAAGUCACUUCACAAAGACUGGCACAGUGGGGACGAGUCCUCUAAGCCAAAGAGCAAGGUCACUCAAUCAGCCAGGGAACUGUUUGAAGAGUGCUUUGGCAAAUGGCAGAAUGCGGCCUAUUCACAGGUAGCUAACAGUGACCUCGACGUCAUGGCAGAGGAGAUAUAUCUCAGUCGAAAGCAGGAUAAAGCAGCAGCCAUUGCUGCUGCCCUCGCCAAGAGGGAGUUAGCAGGAAAAUUUGAGGAACUGUCUCCAAACAUGAGUUGUAAAGCCAGGAAGAUGGCAAAAUCUCCCACCAUCCCACCUCCUGCACCACCACCAAGGAGGAGUUCUGACAGAGAGAUGUUUAUGGUCACCGGAGAGGACUUGCCUCUCAUGUCCUCAAGAAAACAGGAAGCAAAAUUUAAUGUCAGGAUGGAUUUCUUAGGAGAUAGCCUGAUAAGCCAUUCUGAUAUUUUAUCUGAGGAGCGACAGUUGUCUCAGGAUCUUGUGCAGUCCUCAAAAAAGGAUCAGGAGUUUCGCUCCAUCUUUCAACAUGUUCAGGCUGCUCAGUUACACAGGAGUCCAUCUGAGCUGUUUGCUCAACACAUUGUUACCAUCGUUCACCACAUUAAAGCUCAGCACUUUCCAUCCUCUGGCAUGACUCUAAACGAGCGAUUCACCAUGUACCACAGACGAGCUGCAGAGAAGGAAAUGAUGAAGCCCAGAAAAAGCCCAGAGAUACACAGAAGAAUUGAUGUGUCAACAAGUGCUUUUAAGAAACACUCUCAACUAUUUGAGGCGAUGAAAAGCUCAGAGGAUGGCACUUACAAGGACGGCGGGGACAAAUUAAAGGGUGACCCAAUGGACCUUCGUUUGGAUAUUGAGCGCCGUAAAAAAUAUUCCACCCAUGAAAGAGAUUAUAAUCAGGACCGGGGAAGAGAUAUGGGAGAUUCCCCAGAUUCUAGUAGAGAGAGAUCUGUGGAAAAGGGCUCCAAACGCCACAAGAAAUCAAAGAAAAGUAAGAACAAGCGCUCACGUUCAAGUUCGUCCUCGUCUUCCUCAUCAUUGAAGUCCCAACAAGAAGAAGAUUUGUCUCAGGACAAGUCUGAUCCCAAAGAUGAAAGCUUUAACAGGGGCCGACUGGGUCAAAGGGAGUCACCAGGGCAUGAAGGAGGAAGGACACGUGGAGGAUUUCAAGUACGAAUUCGUGGAAGAGGCUGGAACAGGGGCAAUUGUCAGGGUAACAGUACACACAGUAACCCCACGAACAUGGCAGGACACCCAAAAAGUGAAGACUGGGACCCAGAGUACACUCCCAAGAGCAAACAGUACUACUUGCACGAUGACAGAGAAAGGGAGGCAGAGUGCAAGUGGAUGGACAAUCGAGGGCGAGGGCGGGGAAGCUUCUCGCGUGGAAGGGCACGAUUCAUCAUCCGCAAAGCCACCGGGGGCUCCAACACCAAUAGCCCCAGAUGGGCCCAUGACAAGUUCCAGGUCAACGGGGAGCAAGGUGGUACACAGGAAGAGGAGACAGAACAGGACCAUAAACAGGGAGAAACUGAUGGACAGAAUACUUGAGCAGUGAAGCAGUCUGCUGAAACUCUGAACUGUCUUCUAUGGAAUCUGUUUCAGUGAUUUUAUCCACCACAAUCGAUCGAUAAAUACAGAUUAAAAUGUUCUAAGACUCAACUAUUGCUAUGAAAACCUAUAAGCUUUAAUUUUACCGUAGGAUACUCACUUUGACUGGACACAACCAUUUCCUACAUCAGGAUUCAGCUCGUUACUAGUAGCAGCACUGUUUAAGUGUGAAAUGCUGUUUCUUAUGAAAACUCACAAGUUUGUGUUACGUGAUUCUUUGCUUUUUAUAGUACAUUAAAUUCUUCUGUGCAGCAUUUUGGAAAUAUUUACAGUCUUCUCACUUGGGUAGUUAGUAACUCCUUAAUUGCUCUUGUGUUUUAAAUUAGCAAGAGAAAAUUACAUUGUAGAUCAAAUUAGCUCGUGCCUUAUACUUGUGAAAAUGAAGAAUUAUUUUCUGAGAGUACUACAAGAUAAAUUAUGGUACUGGGAAAUGCAUUGAAGUCUAAUUUAAUCCUCUGACCAUGAGUUUGGAAAAAAAAAGCAAGUUUGUUGUUUUGAACUGUCUUGUCUUGAUUAAUAUGGCAACAAUAAAUACACUGUAGUUCAUAUUGACACAAUAAAAAGAAAAAACAUAACUGUUUAGCUGAUUUAGCAUUCUACAAAUGACCCUGAUCUGACAAUGGGACCAAACUGUGUGGGGUCAAAGGUUAAACUCUGCAGUCUUUCAUUGUACACCAUCCAGCAGAUCUACAAUGCAAGCUGGCAGCAUAGGAGACUGUUAUUAUUAGGCUACUAAUACUACCUGUACAUUUAACAUGUUGAUGACCCAUUUUGCUAUAAGAGAUUUCUACUCUUUACAGUAACUGCUUGAUCUAGGAUUACCACUAAUCAGUGUAUAAUAUUGAUUGUGAUCAUAUUUUUCCUCCAGAGACAUUCAUUGUAGUUUUUGUACCUGGCUAGGCAGGAAUAUGUCUUUGUAAUGCAAAGGAGAAUGUGCUCUUAUUGCAAUAGAUUUUUAUGUGAUUUUUGUUUGCUGAUUGCAAACUUUCCUCCAGACAAUGAUGUUUAAUCAGUUAUGUUAAUUGUCUGCAACUGUGUCAACAUUGUGAUUAAACUGGUUCAUAAUUAGCAGUUGUUUAGUGUAUAGGUUGUAACAGAAAUACAGGGCAGUUUAUAUGACAAGGAUUAUGAAUAAUCCUAGGAUAAGAAUGUUUUUUUCAGCGCCUUUUUUCCCUUUAAGUCUAGGAUUAAGUUCAUUUCUGUUUGGCUAACUUGCCAUACGAUUAAAUAACAGAAUCUGUGCCUUGCUGUGGGUGCACUGGUCUUAUAUGUACAAUACAGACCUCCAGAUUGAGAUUAAUGUUUAACUGUUUAAAGGUUACCUGCUUAGGAUAUAAUGCUUUUUUAAAUAGAUGUUGUUACUGUUUUUCUUAGAGAUUGUAAAUUAAAGAGAAACUGAUUUCUUUGA
Molecule: messenger RNA, 4513 nt
Organism: Toxotes jaculatrix (banded archerfish)
Lineage: Eukaryota; Metazoa; Chordata; Actinopteri; Toxotidae
Gene: thrap3a
Product: thyroid hormone receptor associated protein 3a
Exons: 11
Coding region: 226-3045 (939 amino acids)
Biological process (GO): mRNA processing; positive regulation of transcription by RNA polymerase II
Cellular component (GO): exon-exon junction complex; mediator complex
Molecular function (GO): DNA binding; mRNA binding; transcription coregulator activity
Source: RefSeq, a predicted model, not a curated record